UUUUAAAUACUGUCAUAGCAAGCCCUUAAGAAAAUGCUUCACAGCUGCAUGUUUACACACUGGCUUGUCCCUGACUGGCUUUGUCUCCAGCAUGUACAGUUGUUUCUGGAAUGCACAGUAGCUGGAUUGCAGCCCUCCAAUCAUGCAAAAACAGACUGAGGGUUUGGAAAUGCUGCUCCAGUCUGGUUACAAUGUUGCUCUUGAGGAGUCUGGCGCUAUAGGGAGUCUGAGAAUUCCUUUUUUGAGAAACAGCCAAUGGAACCACACAGACACACUGACAUUAAGACAUUCUUUCUCUAGAUUAUGCAGCAUUAUUACAGAGCAAGGAGAAGCCACAGGCAUGAAGUACUCAAUUCAGCCCUCUGCUGAAGGACAGGGUGUUCCUGAGGCUUAAGUAGGAACUGGCCCAACAGGGACAGUUUGGUUGGGCUGAUACCCGGAGGCUACUGAGAGGUGUUGAUGCCUUCCUGAGCUCUGCUGAAUACCUCCCCAGCAUCAGUCCUCCCCCGACAUCUGGCAGAAACAGCAGAGCCAGACAGUAGGGACCACACUGGAGGGUGCUUUUCCCCACAGAUGCAUACUGAAGUGGAGACAAAGUCUUCAGCUGCAAAUGACCUGGAUUGCUGUUUCACCUAUCACAUGCAUCUAAUCUGACUUCAACAAUCUACAGGAGAAGGCAGAACUUCAUAUUUACAUUUUAUUUGAGUGGUUUAUGAAGAAGAGUAGAGGAAAACUGCAAAGAAUGGCAGAAGUAGACCCUUGAGGAUGGAGGAGAGUAGGGGAUGAUGGUGUGGGAGGGAUGGACUUUGCAGGGAGUUACACAAAGUUUGGAAAAUUACACAGAAUACCAGAAUCGCCACUAAAAGAGAGGCGGGGCACCUAAAUAUAUUUAUUAGACAACAAUUCUGAGAAAUUGGUCAUCACUAAGGGUAGGACAGCCAAUUGAUGCAGUCAAGAAGGGGCAGGAAAUAGGGCGAGCUGAGUUAUGAAAGCCAUUCUCAGAAAUGACCCAAAUUUAUACUGAGCUGUUGUUCUUGAGCAACCUUGGGGAAAAUUAUCACAGAGUCUGCUUUUCCCACAGCCUGAUGUCCAAGGGGCAGAUACGUGUGGUGGGCUUGCUGGAGAAAUAGGCUCUUCUCAGGUGAGAACAGCAUCCUUCCAAUCUAGAGCUCCUGGCUCCAGGAAGUGGUGGUGGCUCUGCCCUGGUGCUGUUUCAUUAGUAAAGGGUGGGGUGGUGGAAAGUGCAGAAAAGCCAGGACCCCUGACACCAGCAAGGCAUUGGAUCUCUCUGGAUCUCCAGGGUGAUGGACUUUGGGAUUGGACAGACCUGGUCACAGUCUAGGUUCUACGUCUUACUGGUCGGGCAACUUUAGAGACAACCUAUUUGAUUUCUUGACAAGACCACAAUCUGAUCCCAAAGAUGUGCUCCACAAACCCAGGCAACUGGGUCACCUUUGAUGAUGAUCCUGCUUUCCAAUCUUCUCAAAAGUCAAAGAAUUUUCCUCUGGAGAAUCAAGGUGUCUGUAGACCAAAUGGACUAAAGCUGAACCUUCCUGGCCUCAAGGAAUUUCCCAGUGGAUCUUCCUCCACCAGCAGCACCCCUCUCUCCUCCCCCAUUGUAGACUUUUAUUUCAGUCCAGGACCUCCAAGUAACUCUCCUCUUUCUACACCUACCAAAGACUUCCCAGGUUUUCCUGGCAUCCCCAAAGCAGGGACUCAUGUGCUUUAUCCUAUUCCAGAAUCAUCUUCAGACAGCCCACUCACAAUAUCAGGAGGAGAAUCUUCCUUACUGACUACCGGACCAACAUGUUCAUCCCAUGCCUUGUUGCCCAGUGACCACUCAUGUACACAUCCAGCUCCCAAAGUAGGUCUUCCAGAUGAAGUUAACCCUCACCAGGCUGAAAGCCUAGGAUUCCAAAGUGAUGAUCUCCCCCAGUUUCAGUAUUUUCGAGAGGACUGUGCUUUUUCAAGUCCAUUUUGGAAAGAUGAAGGCAGUGAUACCCAGUUCACCCUUGACCCAUCAGGAAGCAAAAAGAUGUUCUCAUCAAGAGACAAGGAGAUGCCUAAUGAUCAAAAAAGCCUAAAUAAGUGUUCACUCAACUAUAUCUGUGAGAAGCUUGAGCAUCUCCAGUCAGCUGAGAACCAAGACUCACUUAGAAGUUUGUCUAUGCACUGUCUAUGUGCUGAAGAAAAUUCCUCUUCCUUUGUCCCUCAUGCACUCUUCAGGAGUCAGCCAAAAGCUGGAUGGUCUUUCAUGCUGAGAAUUCCUGAGAAGAAGAAUAUGAUGUCUUCCCGGCAAUGGGGACCAAUUUUUCUGAACGUUUUGCCUGGAGGAAUUUUGCAGAUGUAUUAUGAGCAGGGAUUAGAAAAACCUUUUAAAGAGAUACAGCUUGAUCCAUACUGUAGGCUUUCUGAACCCAAGGUUGAGAACUUCAGUGUAGCAGAAAAAAUCCAUACUGUGAAGAUUGAACAUGUGUCUUACACAGAAAAAAGGAAAUACCAUUCUAAGACAGAAGUAGUUCAUGAACCAGACAUAGAGCAGAUGCUGAAGUUGGGGUCCACAUCGUACCAUGACUUCCUUGACUUUCUGACUACUGUGGAGGAGGAGCUGAUGAAGUUGCCAGCUAUUUCAAAACCAAAAAAGAACUAUGAGGAGCAAGAAAUUUCCUUAGAAAUUGUGGACAACUUUUGGGGUAAAGUCACAAAAGAAGGGAAAUUAGUUGAAAGUGCUGUGAUAACUCAAAUUUAUUGCCUCUGCUUUGUGAAUGGGAACCUGGAAUGCUUUUUAACCUUGAAUGACCUUGAGCUGCCGAAGCGAGAUGAAUCCUAUUUUGAGAAGGACUCAGAAAAAAAAGGGAUUAAUAUUCUUGACUACCAUUUUCAUAAGUGUGUGAAAGUACAAGUAUUUGAGCAAUCAAGAAUCAUUAAGUUUGUGCCUCUGGAUGCCUGCCGGUGUGAGCUGAUGCGUUUCAAGACUUUGUAUAAUGGAGAUGAUCUUCCGUUUUCCUUGAAGUCUGUAGUGGUUGUCCAGGGAGCAUAUGUGGAACUUCAGGCUUUUGUCAACAUGGCCCCAUUGGCGCAGAGGUCAUCCCAUGCUGGUUCCUUAAGGUCCUGUGACAAUAUAAUGAUACACUUUCCUGUCCCAUCGCAGUGGAUCAAGGCCCUUUGGACCAUGAAUCUCCAGAGGCAGAAGUCUCUGAAAGCCAAAAUGAACCGCCGGGCCUGUCUGGGGAGUUUACAUGAACUUGAAUCUGAACCUGUCAUUCAAGUCACUGUGGGGUCAGCAAAAUAUGAGAGUGCCUACCAGGCAGUGGUAUGGAAGAUAGAUCGGCUUCCAGACAAAAAUUCAAGUCUUGAUCAUCCUCAUUGUCUGUCAUACAAAUUAGAGCUUGGAUCAGACCAAGAAAUUCCCUCUGAUUGGUAUCCAUUUGCUACUGUUGAGUUUUCCGUGCCUGACACCUGUGCCUCAAAGACAGAGGUCAGGUCUCUGGGGGUGGAGAGUGAUGUCCAGCCACAGAAACAUGUUCAGCAGCGAGCUUGCUACAACAUCCAGGUUGAAAUAGAAAAGAAGUGGAUUAAAAUCGAUGGAGAAGACCCAGAUAAAAUUGGUGACUGCAUAACUCAGUAGGAGUAGCGAGAGUUUAUGAUGACAGCCCACUUGUCAAAUACGUAAUUCACCGACACCAAGUCCUGCUACUGUAGAGUGGAAAUGACUUCUGAACAGUGGUUUUAAGACAGGUCUGAUGGCUGUGUUUAGAGAAGUUUAGACCUAAAACUGAACAAUCUGUGUUUUAUGCUUUUCAUAUGUUUUUGUCCUAGGGGUUUGAUCUAAAAUGUUUCUAUAAUUUGUGUGAUGUUUUGCUUCCUAUUGAAACUCAAAGGCACAGUUACUCAUUGUGUGACCCUGCAGCCAGUUUGAUUUUUGAUUACUCAGUGGCUGAUUAUUUUGCUCCCUGGAUUACUGAGGUGCCGUCUUUAUUUUUUCCCAUCUCUUCUUGCUGGUUAGUGCCUGUACUAGAGGGUGAGGGAAUCAAAGGAGACAUACACCAAAAUACUUAAUUUUCCCUCUUGCUUGCCUCUGAAAUGUGGCUAGGUAUAGAAUGAUGUUGAAACUACAGGCUAAAAUGUAGAUUUGGAAGUAUCUGUGCUUUUGAAUUACUUAUUUUCCUGUCCUCUUACCACAUUGGUAAGUAAUAAUUGGCUAUAUUUGGUACCUGUCUCUCUCCUACUGUAUUGUCAUUUUCAAAAUGUGUUUGUAUUCUAGUGUGUGCUGCAAAGAAGCUAUUUCUGUUGUCCUACAUAUUUUAGUAUAAAUCACUAAGACGUAUUUCCUUUCACUUGGCAGGAUUCCUUUCAAAAUGGAAUCUGAGUAUUAGACACUAGUUAAAAUAUUUAUAGAUAUUAAAGAUGAAUUUUUAAAAUUUAUAAAUACUAUUUUCCAAAAGUACAGACUCUAAGGAUAUAUUUUGAUAAAGUAUUAUUUGUAAUGAACACAAGCCUCUCUUGAGUAGAAGUCUAAAUCACAUGAUGAUUAUUUUAUACUAGUUCUGCUAUCAUGCUAUUUUAUGCUAAUUCUGCUUAUUUUGGAGUAUUUUUCAUUAAGGUGAGCAAAGUGAAAGAUACUUGGUACUUUACCCAGAUUUCUAAGAGGCAACAUUUUUAUUCUUCAGAGUCAGGUAAAUGACUAUAAAGGUUUGGUUUUUAAUGAAAAGUCAAUAGCAUUAGUAGCUAUAAUUCCAUUUAUAAUUUCCUUUUAGCAUUUACAGUGAAAAGUGAGAAUUUUAAAAUGCAUGGGAUCUAUUUUCCAGAUUUAUUUUUAGUCUGAAAAACAAACUCCCCCAUGUGGUAUUAAUAUGCCUUCAAUUUAUGUUGAAUCUUAAACAUAAUUAGGAGAUUUUUUUUCUAUUUGCUAGAUUUGUUUUGAGUCAAAACUGAUUUAAUGUUCUUCCAAACAACAUUUAUGUGUUGGCCUACAGAGUUUAUUUCAUGUGUUUUAUUUAAUAUUAUGUUACAUCCAUUGCAAUCUGUUCAAAAACAGAUUAAGACAAACAUUUAUGAUGGUCUGUAUCAAUCAGCAGAUUUUAUUGCUUUUCAUUAUUUUACUCUAAAGGCAAAGGAUGCAAAAGGUGAUGGUUGGUUGAAAGGAAUUGCUAUUACUGUUUUUAUUUUUUACUUUUUUUGAAACAGAGUCCCAUUCUGUUGCCCAGGCUGGAGUGCAGUGGCAUGAUCUUGGCUCACUGCAACCUCCGUCUCCUGGGUUCAAGCGAUUCUCCUGCCUCAGCCUCCCAAGUAGCUGGGAUUACAGGUGCAAGCUACCAUGCCUAGCUAAAAUUAUUUUGUAUUUUUAGUAGAGAUGGAGUUUCCCCAUGUUGGCCAGGCUGGUCUCGAUCUCCUGACCUCAGGUAAUCCGCCAGCCUUGACCUCCCAAAGUUCUGGGAUUACAUGCAUGAACCACCAUGCCCGGCUGCUAUUUCUCUUUUAAACUGCAUUUGAUGCCUUGCUUAUGAUAUCAUAUGCUUGAGGCUCACUGUUGAUAUAGAGUAGGGCAAAUCUGUGUAUGUCAUUUAAAAAAA
Messenger RNA from Cercocebus atys (sooty mangabey), 5573 nucleotides. RefSeq names its product stonin 1 (gene STON1). NCBI's taxonomy places the organism in Eukaryota, Metazoa, Chordata, Mammalia, Primates, Cercopithecidae. Gene Ontology annotation, biological process: regulation of endocytosis; clathrin-dependent endocytosis; synaptic vesicle endocytosis. The record is from RefSeq and is a predicted model, not a curated record. Gene Ontology annotation, molecular function: clathrin-cargo adaptor activity. Gene Ontology annotation, cellular component: AP-2 adaptor complex; synaptic vesicle. The coding region runs from base 1421 to 3628 and encodes 735 amino acids. The transcript is spliced from 4 exons.